This is a messenger RNA of Lutzomyia longipalpis, 2540 nucleotides long. It is a transcript of the gene Kap-alpha3, whose product is annotated as importin subunit alpha-3. Gene Ontology annotation, molecular function: nuclear import signal receptor activity; protein binding. Gene Ontology annotation, biological process: NLS-bearing protein import into nucleus. Gene Ontology annotation, cellular component: nucleus; cytoplasm; nucleoplasm. NCBI's taxonomy places the organism in Eukaryota, Metazoa, Arthropoda, Insecta, Diptera, Psychodidae. The coding region runs from base 243 to 1757 and encodes 504 amino acids. The transcript has 5 exons. The record is from RefSeq and is a predicted model, not a curated record.
GACUUUCUUUUGGGUGAAUUUUUUAGUGUGCUUUUGUGUCAAAUUGAAGAAUAAGAAGAAUUUUUCCCUAAAAUCUGGCUCUUGAAUUUCCGUGAAAAAAUUCCCAUUUUCCGUAGUUUAAAAGUACAUUGGGUGUUAAAGGAGUGCCCCCGCGCCACGAAAUACGGGUUAUUUGGUGAAAAGGUCGCACGGUCUGUGCUGUAGAACAAAUUGAAAAUUCGCACAUUCUCCGUGACUUUAAAAUGGCGUCAACAGAUCAGUCCAAAAAUCGCAUGCAAGUCUUCAAAAAUAAAGGAAAGGAUCAAGAUGAAAUGCGAAGACGUCGCAACGAAGUAACUGUAGAGCUGAGAAAGAAUAAGCGUGAGGAGACAAUUCUAAAGCGUCGCAAUGUUCCGGUUGUGGAUUCCACAGAUGAAGAUGAUAACCUGUCAUCGUUGAAUUUGUUUAAACUUGUGGAAAAUGCAGCUGAUGCAUCGAAUCCGGAAAAGCAAUUGGCAGCCGUACAGUCAGCACGGCGUCUCCUGUCAUCAGAUCGGAAUCCCCCAAUUGAUGAUUUAAUUGCAAGUGGGAUCCUUCCGACACUCGUGCAGUGCCUGGAGAGGCAUGAUCAGUCAAUGCUGCAAUUCGAGGCUGCGUGGGCACUCACGAAUAUUGCUUCGGGUACGUCCCAUCAGACAAAUGAGGUUGUCAAGGCGGGUGCUGUGCCGCUCUUCCUGCAGCUCCUCUCAUCUCCGGCACCCAAUGUUUGCGAACAAGCCGUGUGGGCACUCGGGAAUAUCAUUGGAGAUGGGCCACACUUGAGGGACUUUGUGAUAAAACACGGUGUGGUGCAGCCGCUGUUGUCCUUCAUAAAGGCCAACACACCAAUCCCAUUCUUGCGCAAUGUUACGUGGGUCAUUGUGAAUUUAUGCCGAAACAAGGAGCCACCACCACCUACGGCCACAAUUCUUGAGAUUCUGCCCGCACUCAAUGUUCUCAUCCAUCACACUGACAUUAAUAUCCUCGUAGACACUGUCUGGGCGCUCAGCUAUCUCACAGAUGGUGGUAAUGAGCAAAUUCAACUUGUCAUUGACUGUGGAGUCGUACCGAAGCUCAUCCCACUCCUAGCUCACAUGGAUGUGAAGGUUCAAACUGCAGCUCUACGUGCAGUUGGGAACAUUGUGACGGGUAGUGAUGAUCAGACUCAGACGGUGCUCAAUUGUGACGCCCUCUCGUACUUCCCGGCAUUGCUGAGUCACCAGAAGGAGAAGAUUCGCAAGGAGGCCGUGUGGUUCCUCUCAAAUAUAACAGCUGGCAAUCAGACACAGGUACAAGCUGUCAUCGAUGCCGGCCUUCUGCCCAAGAUAAUUGAGAAUCUGGCCAAGGGUGAAUUCCAAACGCAAAAGGAGAGCGCCUGGGCCAUCAGCAAUCUCACAAUUAGUGGCAACAGGCAUCAAGUGUGGCGACUUGUCGAGGAGGGUGCCAUUCCACCCUUCUGUGAACUUCUCACCUGCCGCGAUACGCAGGUUAUCAAUGUCGUUCUCGAUGGGAUACACAACAUGCUAAAAAUGGGUGGUUCUCAUGUUGGUGAGAUUGCAGCUAUGAUUGAGGAAUGCGACGGAAUGUCCAAGAUUGAGGAGCUACAGAAUCAUGAGAAUGUAGAUAUUUACAAGUUGGCAUACGAAAUUAUUAGACAAUUCUUCAGUGAAGAGGUUGAAGAGAACGAAACAAUGAUUGUUUUCGAUCAGGACGUUCCGAUAGAAGGAUUCAAAUUCUAAUCCACACACAAAAUGCUCUUGACACGGAAUUACAGCGCUAUCAAAUUCUUUUUUUUUUUUUUUGUUUAAGUUCUCUUUAUUUUUCUAAUCAACACUCGCGAGUCUCUUCCGCAGUCACUUUUUCCGGGAAAGAGCAAAGAAAAAAAAAAACAAUAUUUCUUUUUGUUUGAAUAAAAUAAAUUAUUAGUUUCUUUGUCAAUUUAAAAGGACGCUAAAAGCGAAGGAGGAGAUUUAAGAAGAAGAAAAAAAGCCGCCCGCAAACUUCCGGAAGGGGUGAAUAAAUAAAAAAAAAAAAACCAAAAUGACGAGCGCGGAAUAAAAGAAAAUAAUAAUGUCAUGGAAUUAAGAGAAAACAAAAAAAAAUAAAUAUCUAGCUAUUAGAUAUGAGGGGAAAAUUACACGGCGCCAUAAAAAAAAACUAUCUUUCUCUUUUUUUAUUUGUAAGUAAAAUACUUUUUUUCAUAGACAUUAAAUGCUUUUUUAUACAUAUAAUAAUUAUUAUACUUAUAAAUUAAUUUAAAAAGAGAAAAAUUUCAUGUAUUAGAAGUUAUAUUUAUAUAAUUAAAAAAAAAAGAAAGCCUCGUUUUUCUUUUCUUGGUAAUUUAUAAAUAUCAAGGAAAGUAAUUUAAAAAAAAAGAAGAAGAAAAGUUAAAUAGAACUGGAAAAAACAAUUCUGUAAGUUUUGAGAUAGAAUCGCGUCGUAUUGAUAUGAAAAUUUAAUUAUAUAUCUUCUUAAUUAUGUAAAAACUUACUAAAAAUGGAAUAAAAUGUAGAUAAAUUUGA